ACAGACAAUGCACAGUCAACAACACAGAAGGGCUGGAUGUGUUUCAUGACAUGUGUAAGGCAUAAGAAUUAUCCGAGGUUUGUGUGUUGGUUACAUGCUCGACCUCCGAGAACAGCUGGAGCUCUAUGGUAAUGCGGCUUAACAACCCAUCGCCGGACGUGUCGCUGUUUUUUCCAUUCGUGUUUCCAACUGCAUCCACACUGAAAACUUAUCCAUUUUUGUAUGUAGUUUACGGCACAGAGGCAAUAUUGCUCGUUUUCUCCACUGCGGCAUUGAUUGGAAGCUGUCGUUUGUUAUCAAAAUCUUAUUUGUUCCAUCGCAAU
Cylicocyclus nassatus is the source of this 323-nucleotide messenger RNA. The record is from the annotation of a GenBank genome assembly. NCBI's taxonomy places the organism in Eukaryota, Metazoa, Nematoda, Chromadorea, Rhabditida, Strongylidae.